Oenanthe melanoleuca is the source of this 4411-nucleotide messenger RNA. It is a transcript of the gene ORMDL3, whose product is annotated as ORMDL sphingolipid biosynthesis regulator 3. The record is from RefSeq and is a predicted model, not a curated record. NCBI's taxonomy places the organism in Eukaryota, Metazoa, Chordata, Aves, Passeriformes, Muscicapidae. Gene Ontology annotation, biological process: ceramide metabolic process; negative regulation of ceramide biosynthetic process; intracellular sphingolipid homeostasis. Gene Ontology annotation, cellular component: endoplasmic reticulum membrane. The transcript has 4 exons. The coding region runs from base 141 to 602 and encodes 153 amino acids.
GCGGGCCGAGGGGCCGCCGGGAGCGCACCGGGAGAGCACCGGGAGCGCGGCGGAGCGAGCGCCGGCCCCGCCGAGCCGAGCCGAGCCGGGCCGGGCCGGAGCGGGCGGGAGCGGGGCUCCCGUGGGCCACGAGAGGCAGGAUGAACGUGGGAACAGCGCACAGCGAGGUGAACCCCAACACCAGGGUGAUGAACAGCCGUGGCAUCUGGCUGUCCUACGUGCUGGGCAUCGGGCUGCUGCACGUGGUGCUCCUCAGCAUCCCCUUCUUCAGCGUCCCCGUGGUCUGGACUCUCACCAACAUCAUCCACAACCUGAGCAUGUACAUCUUCCUGCACACCGUGAAGGGAACCCCCUUCGAGACCCCGGACCAGGGCAAGGCCCGGCUGCUCACACACUGGGAGCAGAUGGAUUAUGGAGUCCAGUUCACCGCCUCCCGCAAGUUCCUCACCAUCAUGCCCAUCGUCCUGUAUUUUCUAACCAGCUUUUACACCAAGUACGACCGGAUACACUUCAUCAUCAACACCAUCUCCCUCAUGAGCGUCCUGAUCCCCAAACUGCCUCAGCUGCACGGAGUCCGGAUCUUCGGCAUCAACAAGUACUGAGCGGCGUGGCCGGAGCGGAUGGCGGAGGAGGGGCAAGGGGGGUUCCUCUCUGCAGCCCCGUUUCCUCCCCACACAGACUGGGAUGUGGUUUCACAGCGGCUGUUUUAAAGCAGAUGCCACCAGACACGUUCCGCAUGCUGGAUCCUCGUGCCCCACAAACCCAAACCAGCUCCAGAGUAGAGUUUAGUGCGGAGCAGGAUGCGCGACACCGGAUUUCUCUUGUCCCAGGGUCAUCAAUAGAUGCAGAACCACUGAGACUUUGAGGUACAACAAGGAUGAAUUCUGGGAAGAGUCUCAUCUAUUCCAGACAUGGAAUGUCGAGGAUAGGGAUGAGGGGAAAAGCUUUUAGUGCUGGUACUAUUGCUGUGGUAAAUGCACUUUAAAAUACAUUUCCCUUCUUGAAGCUGGGUGCUUUGAGCAGAAUGUGAGGGAAAUCCAAAGGGAUACAGCCAGACUUUCCCAGGACUGGAUUGUUUUGGGGUCUGAUUUCCAGUUUUAGGGAGGAGGAAGUGAAUGACAGAUUUUUAUUUUGCAGUUGUUGACACCACUGAGAGGGAAAAUUCUUUUCCUAGAAACAGCACAGGAAGGAAUGACCUGCAGUUUGACAAAGCUUUUGGUUUCCUACAGCACCAUCCAUGUGGUCCAGGGAAAAGGUGGAGAGAUCCUAAAUCAUGCUUGUUUUUUUCAGUUUAUACUUAAAUCUGCCCAGUAACUCCUCUCCCCACCCCAAUCUGCUGUUUUUAAGUGCACAGGGGCUCAGUGGGCAUUUGGAUCAAGGGCUGAGGGCAGGUGAUUUAAUGACUGACAACAAAUGCCAUGGAGCUCCUUGGAACAUGGACAUGGACAGGUGUGGGAGAGGCUGCAAUGGGCAGGUACAGGAGGAGGACUGAUUGCUCUAAUCAAGCACACAGCCAUCCUUGACUUGGAAUUUUUAUCCUCACUUCAGCUCCUUGGUUGCUUAAGUGCAUGUGGCUGGGAUUUGCCAUUUCUCUGUGGACACAGGGGUUGGAUUUCUGGCUUACCUGGAAAUCUGUCCCUCAGCUCCAUGACAAGGGCUGUGUGAGCAGCAGCACCAGCAGCAGAUUAAUUGACCAGCAGGAGGAGUCAAUUGGUCACUGAUAAUAGAUCCUUUCACAGGGGAACAAAAUCAAGUCUUUUUCCUCUAAUAUUACCACCUAAAUAAAGCAGGCUUAGAUUUCCUGGCUGAGACAGCUUUUACUGAUUUACUGAAAAUCAAAAUGACCUGAUUUUCCUUGGGUUGUGUCCCAUAUGGAUUGUUUUCCCUCAUUCUUCCCCUGUAGCCCCACAAAUACCUGUAUUUUUGUUGUCUUAGUGCUUAUAUUGUCUCACCUUUUUUUGACAAUGGUAUAAAUCUUUUAAAUCUGCUUUUUUUUUUUUUUUUGUUCCUACAGUAGCAAAUCCAGCUUUAGAGGACAUGGUGGGCAGUGUUGAGGUUUUGGAUGGUCUGAGCAUAGGACACAGAAGGGGGAAUUUCACAUCUGUUACUACCCCAUGCAUAAUUUUAGGCAAGUUGCUUCACUUCUCUCUCAGACUCCCUAUGGGACUGCUACAGGGAAGGGGAAAUGUGGAGUGUACCUCAGAGGGCUGCUGGAAUGCAGGGAGAAUCAUUCCUUAAUGUGUUUAAAAAGUGGAAAUCCAAGUGAAAAGAAAGUUUUCAAGCAGGUAGAAGGAGAAGAGUGUCUGGCUGGAGACCCCAGGGUAGUGGCAGAUGUCCAGUUUCUUUGAUGGGCAGUUUAAACCUUCAAACCUAGGAUAGAAGAGCUGCUGCUUUAGCUGAGGUACUCUCUACCCUAAUCAGCUCUUUAAGCUACUAGACAAUGAUAAUUGUGAUAAAAAUAGAGAUAUUUCAUCAAUCAGUUGGGAAAUACACAGACAUGAGCAGUAUGCCUGUGGAAGAGGCCCCUCCAAGGAGAGGCAGGUCCUGGCAGGGUGGCUGAGGCUGGACCUGAAAUGCUGAAUGUGGUGCUGAACAGACCUAAGUGUCUGCCAGACACCACUUCCAUUUCCAGGGGAAAUGAAAGAAAACUAAUUAUUGUCAUAGAAAACAUGGGAAAAAGCAUCUUUUUGCUACAGAAACAGCCUCUAGAUGCUUUCAAACAUAAUUCCUCACAGACAGAAAUAUGCUGGGUAUUUCUAAGCAUAUGAGUAUGACAGAUUUGUCAAUUUAGAAUAAUUAUUAAUUGAAAGGAUUGGCUUUUUAUUUUUUAUGAGAUACAGCUAUUCCCAGAGUCUCCUUGAAGGUAUUAACACAGCUGAGGGUUUGAACUCUUCUGUGGUCACUGACACUAUGGACAUCUGACCCUGUUUCCUCAAAUUAAAAAUCAGCUGAAUGUAAUUAUAAAUUUAUCAAACAAGCAGAUUCUAAAGCCUAAAGCCCCAAACUUGUAAUUAAAACUCUGCCUAGCAACAAAAGUAAAUUUUUUUUUGAUUUCUCUCCUUCACACAAAUGAUCAAAACUGCUGAUGCCAGAGCCACAACACUUUGUAACACAGGUGCAGCAUUUUUCCAUGGAAUAACUGAGAUUAACUUGGACUCAGUUAAUCCAAUCAAGGCAAACAUAACUGGAAACAGAAGAAAUAUGGAUAAAAGGAAGUUGAAAAAAGAUUUCAUGUUCUGUUGUGGUGAGUUAAGUAUCUAUGUAUGAUUAAUAAGUAUUUGAACAAUUACACAUCGGGUAGCAUCUUCCUUAAGAUCCCAACUUUAGGGUAGGUGCAAUCAAAGGAUCAAUCAAAAAUAAAAAGCAGGAAAUUAAUUGUAAUUAAACCACCAUUCUUAGGUGUACCUGACACAGUCUGAAGUGAAAGGACAGCAAGAGCAGGAUGAGGGCUGAUCAGACAUGUCCUGGCAGGGGAGAGAUCAGGGGUGAAGCCACAUUGUGGGAGGAAAAACAAAACAUGAGCAGAACUUCUUUGAGUGGAGUUUUCCCCAGGUGCCUGCAUGGAGGAGAUAAUUGAUUGUUACUGAUUGUAAAUGGAAUUCUGAUCACAUCACACUUGACAGAUUUCCUCUCACACCUGUCCUAUAUCAUGAUCAGGACAAGAUCCCACCUGGAGAGAUCAAAUCUCCUGUGAUGGAGAAACAAAUCCUGGUAAGAAGGUAUUUUCUGUUUUGUUCUGCAAUGAAAGAGAACACCUUUUGAAAGGUUGGAAGCCUUCUCAGGAACUGCCAGCAGUCUGUCCCAUCUCAUACUGGGCAGAGCCUCCUCAGCCACUGUCAGCACCACACACGUGUCCACGGUGUACGGCAGCCCCUGCUCCAGGACACUCAGAAAACCAGCUCCUGAAUCAGGGAUCCUGACCUGGGAGUUGUUUCACAGAACUACCAGGCUGCCAAACAGUCCUUGGCAGGAAAAAGCCUCUAGAAUAAACUAAAUGGAGGGCUACUUAUUCUAAAGUACUUUUAUGUUUGAAUCACUGUUCAAUUUGGGGUUGUUUUUAGAAGCUCGGUACUGGCCCUCCAGGAGGGGACAGCAGUGGGUUAACACAUUAAUAUUCCUCUUUGUAACUUAUGUUGCUUUAGCAUUGCCUAGAGUAUCUUUUAAGCAUGUGAGUGUUGGUGUGUCCAUAUCCUCUUGGAUCUGUUAAAUCAGCUGAAUUACCUGGAAGGGUUUUUUAAAGGAAUGCUCUGUACAAAGUUUUAGGGCUUUUUUUCCCAUAGCCUUCUUUUUGCUGUGGAUACAGGAGUCUCAUGUAGAGAACUUUCUAAAAUAAAGUGUGAAUAUUUUUAUUACUCCUUUGUACAGUAUUCUAAGAGAGACUAAUAAAAGUGAAGUAUUCAGGUUAAAAGUU